Messenger RNA from Danio rerio (zebrafish), 1628 nucleotides. RefSeq names its product angiopoietin 2a (gene angpt2a). Gene Ontology annotation, biological process: blood coagulation; animal gross anatomical part developmental process. Lineage: Eukaryota; Metazoa; Chordata; Actinopteri; Cypriniformes; Danionidae. The record is from RefSeq and is marked provisional. Gene Ontology annotation, cellular component: extracellular region.
AAUUCCUGAACAGGAGAUUCAACAGGAUACACAGACUACAACUCAACAUAUUCAUUCAUUCAAUGAAUAUUAACACCUCUAAUACAGGAAAUAACCAAUACAAUCAUAUACACGAGCAGUUUUUAUAUCUUUAGAGCAGUUUUUAUAUCUUCAGAGCAAAUAUGUUGAGAUCAUGGAUACUAUUUCUAAGUUAUUGCCUUAGUGCCGGGAAAGCAUUCACGACUAAUUCGGAUGCAACAAGAAAGCAGCAGUACCAGAUCCAGAACGGGCCGUGCACGUACACCUUUCUACUGCCGGAAUCGCAAAACUGUGGAGGCCCUUCAAAAACCUACACCGAACAAGUGCAGAGAGAUGACCCGGUUGACUGGAACAGACUGGAGCAACUAGAGAGCAUCAUUGAGAACAACACACAGUGGCUGCAAAAGCUGGAGAACUACAUCGAGGAGAACCUCAAACAAGACAUGGUCCAAAUCCAAAAUAAUGCAGUGCAAAACCACACCGUGACCAUGAUCAAGAUUGGGACCAGUCUCCUGAGUCAGACAGCAGAGCAAUCACGCAAAAUCACAACUGUUGAAGCACAGGUUAUUAACCAAACAACUCGAAUUGAACGUCAGCUUCUUGAGAAUUCCAUUUCGACCAGCAAGCUUGAAAAGGAGUUUCUUCAGCAGAUUAAUGAAAUCAACAAACUAAAAGAAAAAAACAGUUUCCUAGAGAAAGGAAUAGAAGACAUGGAAGGAAAGAGGAACACAGAGCUGGAGACCUUGAAAGAGGAGAAGGAAGAGCUGAAGAAGCUGGUGGAGAUGCUGGCUAAGGUCAUAAAAGAGAUGGAGCAACAAGUGUCGAGCACAUCCUCUGAUAACACUGCCAUGAAGCAGCAGCAGCAGGAGCUGACAAACACAGUCAACAAUUUAAUCCAAACGAUCUCUGUGACAAGGCAAGGUAGCAAUUCUGCAAUGAUGCAGGACAACCCAGAUCAGUUAAUUGACUGUGCUGUAGUUUUCAAGCAAGGGAACAAGAAAAGCGGUGUCUACUCAUUGACCAUACCUGGUACAAAACAACAGUUCAAGGCCUACUGUGACAUGGAGACAGAUGGAGGUGGAUGGACAGUAAUACAGAAGCGCUUUAAUGGCCUUGUUGAUUUUCAUCAGACAUGGAAAAAUUACACCAUGGGGUUUGGUGACAUCUCAGGUGAACACUGGUUGGGGAAUGAAAUCAUCUCCAAGUUGACACAAGAAAAACAACACACCCUUAGGAUCGAUCUGAUGGACUGGGAGGGGAAUAUGGCCUUUUCAAAAUAUAGCCAGUUCUCACUCGAUGGAGAGAAGCAGAAUUACAGGAUAAACCUCAAUGGCUACAGUGGAACAGCGGGGAGAACCGGUAGUAUGGGACAAACAGGAGGUGAUUUCAGUGCAAAAGAUCUAGACAACGACAAAUGCGUUUGCAAAUGCUCACAAAUGCUAUCAGGAGGUUGGUGGUUUGAUGCUUGUGGACCAUCCAAUCUCAAUGGAAUAUACUACCAGCAGGGACAGAACACCAACCGGUUUAAUGGCAUAAAAUGGUAUUACUGGAAAGGUUCGGCAUAUUCACUAAAGGCUACAACUAUGAUGAUAAGACCAGCAAACUUCUGA